AUGGUAGCGUGGAGGAUUGGUUGUUUAGGGUACGAGUUUGCAGUUUUUGGUUCAUCGUACCAUAUUGCAGAGUUUCUUGGUGUCUCUGGAUUGUGCGUCUUUUUUGUGUUCUUGGAACUACUGGGUGCUACUGUGUGGCGUGGUUCCUUAAAAUUAGUUUUUAUAAUGUUUAGAGUUUUUGCAACUUCUCAUGUUCUUGGUUCCGAGGUCGAACUAUAUCUAUCUAUCUAUAUAAAGCAGGGUCUCAGGAGGGUGAUGCGGCGCUUUCCCGUCUUCUGUGGCUUAACCAAUUCAACCUACGCAGAGCUGGCAAAGGUGUAUGAAAAAUACAAGGAUCAAGAGAUUCUUGCAUUUCCUUGCAACCAGUUUGAAUCACAGGAGCCGAGAACUAAUGAAGAAAUCGUAGAGUUUGCUUGCACUAAAUUCAAAGCUGAAUAUCACAUAUUCGACAAGGUAGAAGGGAUUGAAAUGACUGGUUUAGGGUUUUGA
Daucus carota subsp. sativus is the source of this 489-nucleotide messenger RNA. Its product is annotated as probable phospholipid hydroperoxide glutathione peroxidase 6, mitochondrial. Lineage: Eukaryota; Viridiplantae; Streptophyta; Magnoliopsida; Apiales; Apiaceae. Bases 1 to 489 code for a protein of 162 amino acids. Gene Ontology annotation, cellular component: cytosol. The transcript is spliced from 6 exons. The record is from RefSeq and is a predicted model, not a curated record. Gene Ontology annotation, biological process: response to oxidative stress. Gene Ontology annotation, molecular function: glutathione peroxidase activity.